CCUUGGUACUUCUCCCGUCGUGAAAAUAUUGAAUGAAACUAUUGAGUGUCUUCGUCACAGCGACGAUUCAAUUGCGUUACCGCGUGUCUUUGUGUUAUCAGGGCCACCUGGCGUCGGAAAAACUCACGGAAUACGCAUUGCUACCCAGUAUGCCUCACGUCAAGGUCCAUGUAAGCUUAUAGUCUUGCAAGGAUCGGAACUUUUGUCGGCGGGGAGUGCUGCCGACGCUUCCUUGUCAUUGUUACGGUAUUUUGUACAGGCGGCCAAUGCAACUGGGUUGAGCUCGGAGGCUGUUGCAGUGCUCUUUCUUGAUGAAUGUGACGCUCUUUUUGCGUCCGAUAUUAUCGCCGCCAGCCUAGGAAGCUUGCUGGAUCGUAUGGCUGAUCCUUCAGAUCUGGAGGCGUUUAAAUGGCGGCGAGUAGUUGUUGUGGCCGCCACAAAUAGGGUUGAAGCAAUUCCAGUAUCACUUCAAAGGCCGGGACGCUUGGAACGCGAAGUUUCCUUGUUUCCACCCAGUAUUGCCGAGCGCAUCUCCAUCCUACAAUUCCUAUUAAGGGAUUCAUGUAAGGCAUGCUUAAAGCCGGAGGAAGUGGAGGGGUUGGCGGAAAGUUGCGUUGGAUACGUUGCUGCAGACCUAGUAUCGCUUGUUAGACAUGCAAAGCUAUUACGGCUAUUUCAAGACGUGACAGAGAAGCAUGAUUCCGUUGGCUUGACUUAUCAUCUGCUAAAAAGUGCCACAAAAGAAGUUGCUGCUUCAGCCUUGCGAGAUGCAUCACUAUCAGCUCCACCAAACAGAUCUUGGAAGGAUGUUGCGGGCAAUCCCGGUGGUGCCAAAACACUUUUGCGUCAAGCUGUUGAGUGGCCUCUAUCGAGACGUUGUGCAUAUGAAUGUUUGGGUCUGACGCCACCACGUGGUAUUCUUCUAUAUGGCCCUCCUGGUUGCGCCAAGACUUCCUUGGCAAGAGCUGCAGCCGGAGCUAGCAAUGUGGCAUUUUUAUCGCUUGCACCCGCCGACGUAUACGCGUCGUCGUACAUUGGCGAAGCUGAAGCGAUUGUUCGUCGAACGUUUGCUUUGGCCCGAUCGGCAGCGCCAUGUGUGUUAUUUUUUGACGAAAUUGACGCAGUUUUGGGAUCGGACGGUAAAGCUGGGCAUAGUAUGUCUCGUGGGUCGUCUGCAGAAGCAAGAGUUUUGAGUACCUUCUUGAACGAAAUGGAUGGUGUAGAUGGUGAAUCAAAAGAUGGUGUUCUUGUGCUGGGUGCGACAAAUCGGCCCUGGACUUUGGAUGUCGCGUUGCUGCGGCCGGGGCGGUUUGAUAAGAUCAUUUACGUCCCUCCUCCUGACUUUGAAGGCCGACAAUCUAUUCUCAAUCUCGCGUGUCGAGAAUGGAUAGAUUUAGGGCUUGCACCUGAUAUUGAUAUAGAAAUUCUGGCCAGCGAGGGAGUUUCUGGGAAUUUGACAGGUGCCGAGAUUGUAGGCGCCUGUCGGGAAGCCGCCUCGGAUGUGAUUCGCAAC
Phaeodactylum tricornutum CCAP 1055/1 is the source of this 1513-nucleotide messenger RNA. RefSeq lists its product with no specific name. The annotation marks the transcript as partial. Gene Ontology annotation, molecular function: ATP hydrolysis activity; ATP binding. The record is from RefSeq and is a predicted model, not a curated record. NCBI's taxonomy places the organism in Eukaryota, Bacillariophyta, Bacillariophyceae, Surirellales, Neidiaceae. The transcript has a single exon.